UCCAGAAGGUUCUGAAUCCAGAUUACCCAGAAUGCUUAGAGAGUCAGAAGGACGAUGAGGAUGAAGAGCAGAGGAGCAGCAGAGAGGCAUUUCUGAAGAUCACACUGCACUUCCUGAGGAGAAUGGAGCAGGACGAGCUGGCUGACCAUCUGCAGCGCAGAAGUUCUGCUGGAGUUUGUAAAAGUAAACUCAAGACUAACUUAAACAAGAAGAUCCCGUGUGUGUUUGAGGGGAUUGCUAAAACAGGAAACACAACCCUUCUGAAUCAGAUGUUCACAGAGAUGUACAUCAUGGAGGGAGGGACUGCAGAGGUCAAUGAUGAACAUGAGGUCAGACAGAUUGAAACAACGUCCAGAAAAUCAGACAGACCAGAAACAACAAUCAGACAAGAAGACAUCUUUAAAGCCCCACCUGGAAGAGAGGAACCAAUCAGAACAGUGAUGACAAAGGGAGUGGCUGGCAUUGGGAAAACAGUCUUAACACAGAAGUUCACUCUGGACUGGGCUGAAGGCAAAGCCAACCAGGACAUCAAGUUCAUAUAUCCAUUCACUUUCAGAGAGCUGAAUGUGCUGAAAGAGAAAAAGUACAGCUUGGUGGAACUUGUUGAUUACUUCUUCAGUGAAACCAAAGAAGCAGGAAUCUGCAGGUUUGAAGAGUUCUCGGUUGUGUUCAUCUUUGACGGUCUGGAUGAGUGUCGACUUCCUCUGGACUUCCACAACACUGAGGUCCUGACUGAUGUUACAGAGUCCACCUCAGUGGAUGUGCUGCUGACAAACCUCAUCAGGGGGAAACUGCUUCCCUCUGCUCGCAUCUGGAUAACCACACGACCUGCAGCAGCCAAUCAGAUCCCUGCUGAGUGUGUUGACAUGGUGACAGAAAUCAGAGGGUUCACUGAUCCUCAGAAGGAAGAGUACUUCAGGAAGCGAUUCAGAGACAAGAAGCAGGAAAGCAGAAUCAUCUCCCACAUCAAGAGAUCACAAAGCCUCCACAGCAUGUGCCACAUCCCAGUCUUCUGCUGGAUCACUGCUACAGUUCUGGAGGACGUGUUGAAGACCAGAGGGGGAGGAGACCUGCCCAAGACCCUAACUGAGAUGUACAUCCACUUCCUGGUAGUUCAGUCCAAACUGAAGAACAUAAAAUACGGUGGAGGAGUUGGGACUGAUUCAAACUGGAAUAAAGAGACAAAGAAGAUGAUUUAUUCUCUGGGGAAACUGGCUUUUGAGCAGCUGCAGAAAGGCAACCUAAUCGUCUAUGAAUCCGACCUGACAGAGUGUGGCAUCGAUAUCAGAGCAGCCUCAGUGUACUCAGGAUUGUUCACACAGAUCUUUAAAGAGGAGAGAGGACUGUACCAGGACAAGGUGUUCUGCUUCGUCCAUCUAAGUGUUCAGGAGUUUCUUGCUGCUCUUCAUGUCCAUCUGACUUUCAUCAACUCUGGAGUCAACCUGCUGUCAGAAGAACAAACAUCAUUGUCGUGGUCUAAAGUAUUCAGAGACAAAUCAUCAUGUUUCUACCAGAGUGCUGUGGACAAGGCCUUACAGAGUCCAAAUGGACACCUGGACUUGUUCCUCCGCUUCCUCCUGGGUCUUUCAAUGCAGACCAAUCACAAUCUCCUACAAGGCCUGGUGACACAGACAGGAAGUAGCUCAGAGACCAAUCAGAAAGUAGUCAAGUGCAUCAAGACGAAAAUCUGUGAGAAUCUGUCUGCAGAGAAAAGCAUCAAUCUGUUCCACUGUCUGAAUGAACUGAAUGAUCGUUCUCUAGUGGAGGAGAUCCAACGGUUCCUGACAUCAGGAAGUCUCUCCAAAGAUAAACUGUCUCCUGCUCAGUGGUCAGCUCUGGUCUUCAUCUUACUGUCAUCAGAAAAAGAUCUGGACGUGUUUGACCUGAAGAAAUACUCUGCUUCAGAGGAGGCUCUUCUGAGGCUGCUGCCAGUGGUCAAAGCCUCCAACAAAGCUCUACUGAGUGACUGUAACCUGUCAGAGAGAAGCUGUGCAGCUCUGUCCUCAGUUCUCAGCUCCCCGUCCUCUAGUCUGAGAGAGCUGGACCUGAGUAACAACAACCUGCAGGAUUCCGGAGGGAAGCUGAUCUCUGAUGGACUGAAAAGUCCACACUGCAGACUGGAGACUCUCAGUCUGUCAGGCUGUCUGAUCUCACUGCUGGAGGAGAACAUUAUCAACAUUGAUGAGAACAUGAAACGAGCUGAAGAAGAUCCAGAAGGUCCAGAUUACCCAGAAUGCUCACAGGGUCAGAGGGAGGAUGAGGACAAAGAGCAGAUGAGGAGCAGAGAGGCAUUUCUGGAGAUCACAAGGCACUUCCUGAGGAGAAUGAAGCAGGAUGAGAUGGCUGACCGUCUACAGAGCGGAAGUCCUGCUGGAGUUUGUAAGCGUAAACUAAAAUCUCACCUAAACAACAAGUUCCAGGGUGUGUUUGAGGGGAUUGCUAAAUUCUGCUGGAUCACUGCUACAGUUCUGGAGGACGUGUUAAAAACCAGAGAGGGAGGAGAGCUGCCCAAGACCCUGGCUGAGAUGUACAUCCACUUCCUGGUGGUUCAGUCCAGAGUGAAGAACAUUAAGUAUGAUGGAGGAGUUGAGACAGAUCCACACUGGAUUCCAGAGAGCACGAAGAUGAUCAAGUCUCUGGGAAAAUUGGCUUUUGAGCAGCUGCAGAAAGGCAACCUGAUCUUCUAUGAAUCAGACCUGACAGAGUGUGGCAUCGAUAUCAGAGCAGCCUCAGUGUACUCAGGAGUGUUCACACAGAUCUUUAAAGAGGAGAGUGGACUGUACCAGGACAAGGUGUUCUGCUUCAUCCAUCUGAGUGUUCAAGAGUUUCUAGCUGCUCUUCAUGUCCAUCUGACAUUCACCAACUCUGGAGUCAACCUGCUGUCAGAAGAACAAACAUCAACACAGUUCUACCAUAGUGCUGUGGACAAGGCCUUACAGAGUCCAAAUGGACACCUGGACUUGUUCCUCCGCUUCCUCCUGGGUCUUUCACUGCAGAACAAUCAGAAUCUCCUACGGGGCCUGCUGAUACCGACAGGAUGUAGCUCAGAGGCCAAUCAGGAAACAGUUGAGUACAUCAAGAAGAAGAUCAGUGAGAAACUGUCUGCAGGAAGAAGCAUCAAUCUGUUCCACUGUCUGAAUGAACUGAAUGAUCGUUCUCUAGUGGAGGAGAUAAAACAGUACCUGAGAUCCGGUCGUCUCUCCACAGAUGAACUGUCUCCUGCUCAGUGGUCAGCUCUGGUAUUUAUCUUACUGUCAUCAGAGAAAGAUCUGGAUGUGUUUGACCUGAAGAAAUACUCUGCUUCAGAGGAGGCUCUUCUGAGGCUGCUGCCAGUGGUCAAAGCCUCCAACAAAGCUCUACUGAGUGGCUGUAACCUGUCAGAGAGAAGCUGUGAAGCUCUGUCCUCAGUUCUCAGCUCCCAGUCCUCUAGUCUAAGAGAGCUGGACCUGAGUAACAACAACCUGCAGGAUUGAGGAGGGAAGCUGAUCUCUGUUGGACUAAAGAGUCCACACUGCACACUGGAGACUCUCAGACUGAGUGGCUGUAACCUGUCAGAGAGAAGCUGUGAAGAUCUGUCCUCAGUUCUCAGCUCCCAGUCCUCUAGUCUAAGAGAGCUGGACAUGAGUAACAACAACCUGCAGGAUUCAGGAGGGAAGCUGAUCUCUGUUGGACUAAAGAGUCCACACUGCACACUGGAGACUCUCAGACUGAGUGGCUGUAACUUAUCAGAGAGAAGCUGUGAAGCCUUGUCCUCAGUUCUCAGCUCCCAGUCCUCUAGUCUGAGAGAGCUGGACAUGAGUAACAAUGACCUGCAGGAUUCAGGAGUGAAGCUGAUCUCUGAUGGACUGAAGAGUCCACACUGCACGCUGGAGACUUUCAGUCUGUCAGGCUGUCUGAUCUCAGAGGAAGGCUGUACUUCUCUGGUCUCAGCUCUGAGCUCCAAUCCCUCCCAUCUGAGAGAGCUGGACCUGAGCUACAAUCAUCCAGGAUACUCAGGGGUGAAGCUACUGUCAGUGGGACUGGAGGAUCCUUUCUGGAGACUAAACACUCUCAGGGUGGAGCCUGCUGGAGUCAGAUGGUUGACACCAGGUCUGCUGUGUUGUGUCUCGUUCUCUCCAUCAGAUUCCUGUGAACUCACACUCAACACAAACACAGUGAACAGAAACCUCAAAUUGUCUGACAACAGGAAGGUGACACGUGUGGAGGAGUAUCAGCCAUAUCCUGAUCAUCCAGAGAGGUUUGACUACUGGCCUCAGCUGCUGUGUAGAUAUGGUCUGACUGGUCGCUGUUACUGGGAGGUUGAGAGGAGAGGAGAGGUUAAUAUAGCAGUGAGUUACAGAGGAAUGAGGAGGAGAGGACAGAGUGAUGACUGUGUGUUUGGAGGUAAUGAUCAGUCCUGGAGUCUGAACUGCUCUGAUGGUCGUUACUCUGUCUGGCACAAUAACAGAGAAACAUCCAUCUCCUCCUCCUCUGUCUCUGGUAGAGUAGCAGUGUAUGUGGACUGUCCAGCUGGCUCUCUGUCCUUUUACAGAGUGUCCUCUGACUCACUGAUCCACCUCCACACCUUAAACACUACAUUCACUCAACCUCUUUAUCCUGGGUUCUGGCUCAGGUCUCCUGGUUCCUCAGUGUCUCUGUGUCGUGUGUAGGACUGAGAGUCUCCUCCUGUUUCUCACUGCUGAUCAGUUCAGUCUGUACAGGAUC
Perca fluviatilis (European perch) is the source of this 4704-nucleotide messenger RNA. Its product is annotated as NLR family CARD domain-containing protein 3-like. Gene Ontology annotation, molecular function: protein binding. The transcript is spliced from 14 exons. The record is from RefSeq and is a predicted model, not a curated record. NCBI's taxonomy places the organism in Eukaryota, Metazoa, Chordata, Actinopteri, Perciformes, Percidae.